Vigna radiata var. radiata (mung bean) is the source of this 1762-nucleotide messenger RNA. Its product is annotated as probable serine/threonine-protein kinase PBL28. NCBI's taxonomy places the organism in Eukaryota, Viridiplantae, Streptophyta, Magnoliopsida, Fabales, Fabaceae. Gene Ontology annotation, biological process: protein phosphorylation. Gene Ontology annotation, molecular function: protein kinase activity; ATP binding. The record is from RefSeq and is a predicted model, not a curated record. The transcript is spliced from 7 exons. The coding region runs from base 22 to 1149 and encodes 375 amino acids.
UAUAAGAUAGAGCAAUCAAUCAUGCCAUUUGGUUUGGUCUCAGCCUGGAACAAGCGACGGAGAAGCAAAUCUCAAGAGCACACAGAUCCCUGUAAUGGCUCUUUAUUUAACAUUUACAAACUUUCAUAUUCAGGGGUUUACAAACCUGCACAGCUUUGGCAACUUGAAGAUCAGACACCACGACCUACAAAAAGGCUACAUGGAUCAUCUGUUUUCACACUCAAGGAGAUGGAAGAGGCAACAUGUUCAUUCAGCGAUGAGAAUCUGCUUGGAAAAGGAGGAUUCGGCAAAGUCUACAAAGGCACAUUGCGGUCAGGAGAGGUUGUAGCAAUCAAGAAAAUGGAAUUGCCAGCAAUUAAAGCAGCAGAGGGGGAGCGUGAGUUCCGAGUCGAAGUUGAUAUCUUAAGCAGACUUGACCACCCAAAUCUUGUUUCUUUGAUAGGCUACUGUGCUGAUGGAAAGCAUAGAUUCCUAGUAUAUGAAUAUAUGCGUAAUGGAAACCUGCAAGAUCAUUUGAAUGGAAUUGGGGAAAGAAGCAUGGAUUGGCCUCGAAGACUCCAAGUUGCACUGGGAGCCGCAAAAGGGCUUGCUUAUCUUCAUUCAAGUUCUGAUGUUGGAAUUCCUAUUGUUCAUAGGGAUUUCAAAUCGACCAAUAUUCUCUUAGAUGACAACUUUGAAGCAAAGAUAUCUGAUUUUGGUCUAGCCAAGUUAAUGCCAGAAGGACAAGAGACGCAUGUGACUGCCAGAGUACUUGGUACCUUUGGCUAUUUUGAUCCUGAGUAUACAUCGACUGGAAAACUCACUCUACAAAGUGAUGUUUAUGCUUUUGGUGUUGUUCUUUUGGAGCUUUUGACUGGACGCCGAGCAGUGGAUCUAAACCAAGGUCCCAACGAUCAAAACCUUGUACUACAGGUCAGGAACAUACUGAAUGACCGCAAGAAGCUUCGGAAGGUGAUAGAUCCAGAGAUGGCUCGAAAUUCUUACACCAUUCAGUCUAUAGUCAUGUUUGCCAAUCUGGCAUCAAGAUGUGUUCGAACUGAGAGUAAUGAGAGACCGUCCAUGGCAGAAUGUGUAAAAGAACUCGUAACGAUUAUCUAUACAAAUUCAAAAGGCUUGGGUAUGGUUAUGCAUACUUUGAGAAUGAUCUAGUGAAAUCACAGUUUAGACACCAAAAUUAUGAUGAUUUCUUGAUGAUAAUAAAAAGUGAACUCCAACAGUUCUUCCAUUCAGAUAUACGCCAAACAGAUUAAUAUGAUCAGUACAAAGCAUAACAACUUGGCUGAUUUUACGAGAUGAGGAACUCAAUCCUUCAUGGCCGAGGCAGAAAGAGCAUUUCCAUUUUCUCUUCUCCACCACCAUUCAUGCCCUCACGUCACUCGCACCCCUUUUGGUCACAUGGCUAGAGUGUUAAAGAGACCUCAACAAAAUAAACCACUUCCCCAGAAAAUGUUCCCCGACUUUCUAACAUUAAUAUUUUAUUUGGGCAUAUGAUUGGUAUGGUUCAACAUGUUCCAUAUGUCACCUUCAAAUUUCAAGAAUGACCAUACACAUUUAAAUCAUUGUUUUAAUUAUAUUGAAGAAACAGAGUUAAUAAAGAUUUGUAAUUUCAUGCAUCUAAUAUCUGGCUCUUAAAUAAAGAACCAAGUACUUGACUUGUUAUCGCGUGUUAUGUUACCAUUACCAGCUUCACAAUCUUAUCCAUUAUUGCAUGACUGUCUAAGCCAGACAAGGAAAUAAAAAAUUUAGAAAACAGUAUGCUGUA